Messenger RNA from Annulohypoxylon truncatum, 2162 nucleotides. Its product is annotated as major facilitator superfamily domain-containing protein. Gene Ontology annotation, molecular function: transmembrane transporter activity. NCBI's taxonomy places the organism in Eukaryota, Fungi, Ascomycota, Sordariomycetes, Xylariales, Hypoxylaceae. Gene Ontology annotation, biological process: transmembrane transport. The transcript has a single exon. Bases 263 to 1954 code for a protein of 563 amino acids. The record is from RefSeq and is a predicted model, not a curated record.
CCCUUGCAAGAAUGAUCUGCAAACAUGAGCUUGGCUGUGGUAGAUACCUACAUGCUCUUGUGAAAAGUUACCGGCGAGUGAAUUACAGCGGCACGCUGUCUUAACUCUGGCUGAUGAAUUCUCAACUAUCACUGCUCCCCAAGCAAAUAGGGUUUUAAGUGAAGCGAAAACGACAUCUUCUACCAAGUGAACCAAUGGAUAGCCCCUAGCUCUCUGAAUUAUCAGAAGCCGACAUCUUCUUUACAUAGAAAUCAAGUCCAAUAUGGCUGAUCGGGAGUUGGCGCUGCAAGUUCCAGACUCACAAGUCGAAGUUAGAACUGAGAAGGAUGAGUCCGAAUCAUUUAAACCUUCAUGGCGCAUCUGGACCAUCUUCUUAGUGCUGUGUAUGCUAUCCCUCAUGGCCUCCAUUGAUUCAACCAUCAUCACCACAUCUUUGCCGACAGUUACGCGGGAAGUCGGCGGCGCCGGCCAAUACGUUUGGAUCGCGAAUUCGUACUUGUUCGCGUGCACCGUCCCGCAACCUCUUUACGGCCAAAUCGCAAAUAUCUUCGGCCGCCGCAAUCCGCUCUUCGUCGCAAUCGCUCUCUUCACCCUCGGCAGCGGUAUCGCCGGCGGUUCUCAUAAUGUCGUCACGCUGAUUGCCGGCCGCACCAUCCAGGGUCUGGGGUCUGGUGGAUUGUACGUCUUAUCCGAUAUCAUAAUUUGCGACCUAGUUCCGUCCCGAUAUCGCGGCCCUUAUAUAAGUGCCGUGCUUUCUACCGCUGCUAUCGGCGCCACUAUAGGACCUAUCAUCGGCGGCGCGCUUGCCCAAGCAAACUGGCGUUGGAUAUUUUGGAUCAACUUGCCAGUCAUGGGCGUCGGGCUCCUGGCCAUCGCUCUCGCGCUCAACGUACAAUACAAACGCAGUCCUACGUGGCUCCACGCAAUAUCCCGCGUCGACUUCCUGGGGAACGCGAUAUUCAUACCAAGCAUGACGGCCAUAUUCUUCGGCUUGAUCAUGGGCGGUCAAGACGGCUACCCUUGGGGGUCGUGGCGCAUCAUUCUCCCGCUCGUCCUGGGCGUCCUCGGCUGGGUCGCUUUCCACGUCCACCAAUCAUCACGUAUCUGCCGUGAGCCCAGCAUGCCCACCCGGCUCUUCAAGCACCGCACCUCAGCCGCCGGGUUCCUCAUGAUCUUUCUCGCGGCAGUCAUCAUGCAAGCCACGGGGUACUUCCUACCAGUCUACUUCCAAGCCGUCAAAGGCGUCACCCCCUUGAUGUCCGGAGUAUCCUUCCUACCCUUCGCCCUGGCCAUCAUCCCGUUCGGCGGGCUCGCAGGCGCCUUCCUAUCCAAGACAGGGCUAUACAAACCCCUACACUGGGCCGGCUUCGCGCUAAGCGCCGUCGGGACCGGGCUCUUCUCCACAUUACGCGAGGACUCGAGCCGCGGCGCCUGGAUCGGGUUCCAGAUCAUCGCAGCCGGCGGGAUCGGCCUCGUGUUCACGGCGACGCUCCCCUCGACGCUCGCGGCGCUGCCGGAAUCCGACGUCGCCGUCGCCACGGGCACGUACUCGUUCGUGCGAUCGCUCGGCCUGGUCUGGGGCGCGACGAUGGCGGCCAUCGCCUUCAACGGCCAGGUCGACGCGCACCUCAACCUCGUCGCGGACGCGGGGAUCCGGCGGCUCUUGGUCGACGGCGGCGCAUACACGUCUGCGGGCAAAUUUACCGCGCUGCCGGACCCGGCCAGGGGCCAGGUCAUCAGGGUGUAUGAGUUGGCGUUGAGGGCCACCUGGCUGGUGUUUGUCGGCGUGGCGUGUCUAGGGUUUCUCGUCGCUUUUGUUGAGAAACACGUUGUGCUGCGCAAAGACCAUUCUACCGAGUUCGGACUUGCCGAGAAGCCAGCCGAGGAAGAAAAAGCGGAAAAGGGGGUGGAUAUAAGCUCUCCAGAUACCAAGCCAUCUAGCGACGUAGACUGAGGGUUUGCAGAAGUUGAUGUGGGACUAAAAGCACUGGUGUUGGGACAUCGACGUGUAUUUUAUAGGUAAUCUAGGUAGGUAAUCCGUAGUCCUAUCCACAAGGGGAGUGGUUCAUCGAUUCUUCCAAUAGGCCAAAGGUUUGAGGUCGAGAAAAUCUUCCACUAUGGCCAUUCAACGUGCACCUGAAUUUGUAGUUAACUGAAGUCUG